CAUUUCCCAGCGGUGACAGAAAGCGUUUGUUUCACUGACGUUUUCAUAAAGGAUUCUGGGUACGUAAUCUCUUUCUUUCCGGCUGGUGCGCCAUCAUUUAAUCCAACAUGGGAGCGUACAAAUAUAUGCAGGAGUUAUGGCGCAAGAAGCAGUCCGACGUGAUGCGCUUUCUCCUGCGCGUCCGUUGCUGGCAGUACCGUCAGCUCUCCAAUCUCCACCGUGCCCCUAGACCCACCAGACCCGACAAGGCCCGCAGACUGGGGUAUAAGUGCAAACAAGGCUAUGUGAUCUACCGUGUACGUGUUCGCCGUGGAGGCCGCAAGCGCCCUGUGCCUAAGGGUGCCACUUAUGGCAAACCCGUUCACCAUGGUGUUAACCAGAUCAAGUUCGCCCGCAGCCUGCAGUCCACUGCUGAGGAGCGUGCUGGCCGUCACUGCGGAGGCCUGAGGGUGCUGGCUUCCUACUGGGUGGGAGAAGAUUCCACCUACAAGUUCUUCGAGGUGAUCCUGGUUGAUACCUUCCACAAGGCUAUCAGACGCAACCCAGACACCCAAUGGAUCACCAGGCCUGUGCACAAGCACAGGGAGAUGCGUGGCCUAACGUCUGCAGGCAAGAAGAGCCGAGGCCUGGGCAAGGGCCACAAGUUCCACCUGACCAUGGGUGGUUCCCGUCGGGCAGCCUGGAGGAGACGCAACACUCUUCAGCUGCACCGCUACCGCUAGUGGGUGUCUGUACAUUGAAAGAAAUAAAAACAUGCCUUUUUACGGUGACAAACCA
Messenger RNA from Esox lucius (northern pike), 777 nucleotides. RefSeq names its product ribosomal protein L15 (gene rpl15). The record is from RefSeq and is a predicted model, not a curated record. Gene Ontology annotation, biological process: cytoplasmic translation. The transcript has 4 exons. The coding region runs from base 108 to 722 and encodes 204 amino acids. Gene Ontology annotation, molecular function: structural constituent of ribosome; RNA binding. Gene Ontology annotation, cellular component: ribosome; cytosolic large ribosomal subunit. NCBI's taxonomy places the organism in Eukaryota, Metazoa, Chordata, Actinopteri, Esociformes, Esocidae.